This is a messenger RNA of Hipposideros armiger (great roundleaf bat), 2134 nucleotides long. It is a transcript of the gene LEPROT, whose product is annotated as leptin receptor overlapping transcript. NCBI's taxonomy places the organism in Eukaryota, Metazoa, Chordata, Mammalia, Chiroptera, Hipposideridae. Gene Ontology annotation, biological process: negative regulation of growth hormone receptor signaling pathway; late endosome to vacuole transport via multivesicular body sorting pathway. The transcript is spliced from 4 exons. Bases 85 to 480 code for a protein of 131 amino acids. The record is from RefSeq and is a predicted model, not a curated record. Gene Ontology annotation, cellular component: endosome.
GCUCGGGACCCGCGGUACAGCCCUGGGAGGGGGCCAGGGCUGUGGCAGGAAGCCGGAAGCAGCCGCGGCCCCAGCUCGGGAGACAUGGCGGGCAUUAAAGCUCUUGUGUUAUUAUCCUUCAGUGGGGCUAUUGGACUGACUUUUCUUAUGCUGGGAUGUGCCUUGGAGGAUUAUGGCGUUUACUGGCCCUUGUUCGUCUUGAUAUUUCACGCCAUCUCUCCCAUUCCCUAUUUCAUUGCCAAAAGAGCAACCUAUGACUCUGAUGCGACGAGCAGUGCCUGUCGGGAACUGGCAUAUUUUUUCACCACUGGAAUUGUUGUUUCUGCCUUUGGAUUUCCUGUUAUUCUUGCUCGUGUGGCUGUGAUCAAGUGGGGAGCCUGUGGCCUUGUGUUGGCAGGCAAUGCAGUCAUUUUCCUUACAAUUCAAGGUUUUUUCCUUGUGUUUGGAAGAGGAGAUGAUUUUAGCUGGGAGCAGUGGUAGUACUUUAUUCUGAUAAAAUGCAUUUAAUUUCUUACAAUUCAUACUAUACGUAUGUGUGUGCACAUGUGGCCUUUUACUAUGAAAUUCAAUAUGCUGGGUUUUGUUUUUUUAUAUAUACCUUUAUAUCAUGUUCAUGUUAAGGAGGACUACAUGAGAAAGAUUAUACUCCCAGCAAAUAGACCACUCCAUUUACUCAAUUUGAAUUACGUUGUUUGGCUGUUUAUAUAGUCAUGGUGCUCUCAGAAAAUAUGUUAACACAAUCUUGUAGACAGCUGUUCACAUAUGCAAUGCAUCUACACCUUUUGGCUGGGGAUGUGCUUGUGUAGGAGCAGCUCUUGGUUCAGCUCAGGACUUCCCAAGACACACUUGUGGCCCAGAGAGACAGAGGUGGCUCCCUCUUUGUGUGGCAGACCCCUGCUGUGGUCCAUAGAUAGCAUCAGCAUCUCUGAGGAGCUUAUUACAAAUGCAAGAUCUGAGACCCCACCCCAGACCCAGUACAUUGGGAUGAGAUUCCCAAGUGAAUCCUAUGAGGAGUCAUAGAGGAGUAAGCAUCACAUAGAGCUUCCUUUUCUUCCUCUCGGCUGAACCACUUAACUUCUCUGGGUGUUUGCUUCUCAUUUGUAAAAAUUGUUUCCCCUGCCAUCAUGCUGAGGCCUAGUUCACACUCUCUUCGGUAUUUGUGAAACGUCCAACCUGUAAGGUCCAGGCUUUUCCUCAUAUUUCUGAAGUGUUCACAUUAGGUAACAGCUGUCCUUCUCACUGUCUGAAAGGCAGUGGCUGUCUUCACAGUGCUGGGGGAACAGAAUAACUCCAGAGCCCCACUGGGGUGCAGGGGAGGGAGGCUAGACUGGAACCAGUUGCUGAGACCCCAGGAACUGCUCUAGCAGAAUGGAGAAGAAUAGAAGGUAAUUCUGCUUCAUUUCCCUUUAUAAUCUCACUGCUGUCCCUCUCCUUCCCUGUCCGUUCCCCCUGCCCCCAGUAUCUCUCUCUCUCUCUCUCCUCCCCCCCUCCCCCCAGCAGCUCUGAUUAGCCCUUACUCUUUCAUGACUCGGGCGUCUCCUUUCUAUAGACAUGGAACCAAGCAGAGGGGGAGCUGCUUAAUUUUACUUAUAUGUUGAUAUGCUUGUUGUCUUUCAUGUUCUGUAGGACUUUAUAUAUAUAAAAAACACUUUAUGCUACUUCUAAAUGAAUCAUUAGGAAACAUGUCAUGGUGGACCCUGUAAUCACAGUUUUUCUAGUUCAACUUUAUAUCCAAGACCUGUUGAAAAAGGGAGAUAUGGGAAAUAGAACCACUCGAUCAGAAUAUAAGCAGUGAUUUUAAAGCAUUGUUAAUAUGGGAUAACUGACAUACAUUCAAAAGACUGAACACUUGAAGUGUGUGAUCUGAGUUAUUAGUACGCUCCUUCAUGUUUUAGAAUGACGCUGGGACCAGGAGAAGAUAAAAGAGAUACCUGAAAGACAAUAUGCAAAGUUGUAGUUUGACCUUGUGCAUGAUUUUAUGUUUUCAAUGUUAUAUGUACAUAUAGAAUUGUUAAAGUUGUUACUUCCAAUAUUUAUAUUAGACAAAUUAUAUAGACACUUUAUGAUUUUAACCAGCAUUUUUAAUAACACUUGCACUUAUUGUAUUGUAAUAAAUUUUACUUUUAACACAAAA